AUGUCCGUCCCGCGCACCAUCCGCCAAGUCUUCCUCGCCAUCGAGCAAGCAGAGGGCGCCGGCGCCCGGGUCCGCCGAUCCAUCGGCACCGCCAAACUGCGCAACUUCAGCCCCUUCCUCAUGCUGGACCACUUCACCAUCGGCAAGGGCGCCGGGUUCCCGGACCACCCGCACCGCGGCCAGGAAACAAUCACGUACCUCCUCUCGGGCGGAGUCGACCACGAGGAUUUCGCGGGGAACCAAGGCACGAUCGGACCAGGCGACCUGCAAUUCAUGACGGCGGGCCGCGGAAUCAUGCACGCGGAGAUGCCGCACGAGAACGAAGACGGCAGCCCCAACGUCGGCAUGCAGCUCUGGGUGGAUCUGCCCAAGCCCCUGAAGAUGUGCGAGCCGCGCUAUCGCGAUCUCCGCGCCGCCGAGAUCCCCCUGGCCAAGCUCGACGGCGGCCGCGUCGUCGUCAAGGUCAUCUCGGGCCAGUCGCAUGGCGUCGACUCCGUGCGCGACUUGGCCUAUACGCCGGUCUGGCUGCUGGAUGUCACCGUCCGCCCCGGCGGUCGCAUCGCCCAGCCGCUGCCCCUGGGCUGGAAUGCCUUUGCCUAUACGCUUUCCGGCGCCACCGUGUUCGGGUCCGCCGAUCACACCCAGCUGGUCCAGGAGUUCCAUAAUGUCGUUUUCGACCAGCCCGGGGAUUUCGUCGAGGCCUCUGUUCCGGAUACCGCCGCCGCCGAGGCCCGGUUCAUUCUUGUGGCUGGCCAGCCCUUGGAUCAGAAAGUUGUCCAGUAUGGUCCGUUUGUCUUGACCAGCCAGGAAGAGGUGUACCAGGCGAUGCUGGACUACCAGACUGCUUCGAAUGGCUUUGAGCGCUCGCGCGGUUGGGAGAGUGAAAUUGGCAAGCGUAUGGCUUUUUAG
This is a messenger RNA of Aspergillus ochraceoroseus IBT 24754, 909 nucleotides long. Its product is annotated as pirin family protein. Bases 1 to 909 code for a protein of 302 amino acids. NCBI's taxonomy places the organism in Eukaryota, Fungi, Ascomycota, Eurotiomycetes, Eurotiales, Aspergillaceae. The transcript has a single exon. The record is from RefSeq and is a predicted model, not a curated record.